Molecule: messenger RNA, 4095 nt
Organism: Scatophagus argus
Lineage: Eukaryota; Metazoa; Chordata; Actinopteri; Scatophagidae
Product: immunoglobulin-like and fibronectin type III domain-containing protein 1
Exons: 22
Coding region: 158-3772 (1204 amino acids)
Molecular function (GO): protein binding
Source: RefSeq, a predicted model, not a curated record
AUAACAACAGAAAGCUACUAGUGAAUAAUUAAUUGUGUUUUCUACUCCUGCUGUUUUAAUACCCCACUUGUUAUAAAUAUUGUACUUCAUUUUCUUCAGUCAUCUAUUGCAGUUGGGGAAAUCUUUCGGAAUCCAAUCAGGGAUCAAAGGAGCCAAGAUGUUAAGACGAUCAGUAGUGACGGAUGGGACAGCUGCUGGCCAAGUGGGGAUCAAGAAAAGAUCUAAAGUCCCCGGGGUGAUGAUUACACAGUUUGUCGAGACCUUACCAGAGGGAAAAAGCCAUCCAGACUUCACUCGCAAGCCAAUUGCUUUGACCAUCCAAGAGGGCAAAUUUGCUUUUUUCAAAGCCAUUGUCACUGGAGAUCCACAGCCAACUGUAACAUGGAGCAGAAAUAAUGGAGACGUUUCUGAUACGUCAAGAUACAUAACAAAAUAUGAUCCCAAUUCCAAUGAGCACACAUUUGAGAUGCCAAACGUUAUGCCAGAUCAAGCUGAUACCUACAAAUGCUUUGCCACAAAUGAAUAUGGACAAGCCACGGUUACAGUUGUUUUGAACGUUAUUGCAGUUGGUUUCAAAAUGAACAAAGCCACACAAGCAGCUGAAGCCACUGAUGUGAAUUUUAAGAAAGUUCUAAAAAGGAGAAGUAAGAUCUGUCCAAAAUCUGAGCAACCUGCAAAAAAAGAGGGUGAGAUUGAUCCCAAAUUUUGGGAGCUCUUGCUCAGCGCUGACAAGAAAGACUAUGAGAGAAUCUGUGGAGAGUUUGGAGUGACUGACUUUCGCUGGAUGCUCAAGAAACUAAAUGAAAUGAAGAAAGAAAGGGAGGAAGAACAAGCUGAGUUUGUCAGAAACCUGUCUAACCUGAGACCCAUUCAGGUCAAUGCAGAUGGCACUGCAUCCUUUGAGCUUGAGAUGGACCUUCUGGAUCCAAGCAGCUCCAUUUACCUGUACAAGGAUGGUGAAAUGGUUCCAUAUACAAAAGAGUUGGGAGACAAGAUGAAACACAGCCUUAGACAAGUGGGGAAAAAGUACAUUUUCAGUCUGAGGGAUCUUAUGCCAGAUGAUGCUGGACUGUACCAGUUGGAUGUGGAGGACGUGAAUAUGUUUUCUACUGAUUUUAAAAUUCCAAUGGUGGACUUCUUGGUGAAAAUUCAGGAAGUGAAGGCAAUCGAGAGAGAAGAUGCUGUUUUUGAGUGUGUCCUGUCAAAUCCCUUCUCCAACAUUUUGUGGUUUGGCAAGAAUGUGCCACUGGAACAAGGGGAUAAAUAUGACAUUGAGGUUUCAGAAGACAAGCUCAUUCACAGGCUGGUGGUCAAAGACUGCAUGGUGGUAGACAAAGGAAUUUAUUCUGCCUGCGCUGGGAUAAAGUCUUGCAAUGCAUGGCUUAUUGUUGAAGCUGAUAAAGAAGCACAAAAGGGCAAAAAAUCAGCAAGGAAAACAACAAGGGCAGGAGGAUCUGGGAUGGAUUUGCAGAAGGUUGCCCAAGAGCAGCAAGCAAAAUUAGAGAAGGAGAGAGAGGACAGGAAAGAACAGAUUAAAGCUGCAAAAGAAGCUGCAGCAGCUGCACCUCCACCUGAAUCCCCUCCAGCUCCUGCAGCCACUAAGACUCCAGCUGUGGCUAAACCCGAGGCACAGAAAGACCCUGAAUCAAGAAUGGUAAAGGAACCAGCAGCAGUGGAUCCCCCAGCUGUGGAGGUAGUAAGUACUGAGCCUGAAAUUACCUGUGGACUCUCUGAUAUUUAUGCUCUUCUUGGAAAACCAGCUGAAUUAACUGUGAAGAUGAACACUGACAGUGAAGGUGCCUGGUUUAAAGAUGGAGAGCAGCUAAUCUCAGGUGCUGGGGUCACCAUCACCAAAGAUGGAACCAUUCACAAGCUGACAAUUCAAAGCUGCAGAGACGAUGACUCUGGAAUUUAUCGUUUUGUAUCAGGCAAUCUAAGUACACAAGGAAAGGUCACUGUGGGAGUUGUACCUGACUUUGACCCAGAUGACCUUCACAAGUUCUCCAAACCUGUGAUCAUAAGAGUGGGCCAGAACGCUGCUUUCAAGAUGCCCUUUCCUCCUCAGGAGUCUUUGGUGGUCAGUUGGUUUAAGAAUGGUAUUGAGAUCAAAGACGGAGGAGGAGUUAAAAUAGUGAGGGAGCCCAAUCACAGCCGGCUGCUGCUCAGAGACUGCCUGCGAACAGACGCGGGGGAAAUAAAGAUCCAACUUAAAAACCCAUUUGGGGCUGUGGAGGCCACAUCUCAGCUUAUUGUGCUUGAUCGGCCAGGCCCUCCCGACGGUCCAGUGGAGACUGUCGAAACCACUUCAUCUAACAUUGAGAUCAAAUGGAAACCUCCCAAAGAUGAUGGUGGCUCCGCUAUCACCAACUAUAUCAUAGAGCGGCAGCAGGCAGGACAGGGUCUAUGGACGAAACUUGGGGACGUCUCAGCUGACAAGACCUCCUUCAGAGACAGGAAUGUUACUCAUGGAAAGAAAUACAACUACCGCAUCUAUGCAGAGAACCCCGAGGGCCUUAGUGACACCCUGGAGACAACUGAUAGCAUUAUGGCUGGCAUAAUGAUACUCUCCGGUCCACCUGGCACCCCCAAAGUGGUAAGUGCCUCUAAGACCUGCAUUAACUUGACCUGGACCCCUCCAGAGGAAGACAGAGGAGUACCGAUCAUUGGUUACCAAGUGGAGAAACGAAAGAAAGACACAAAUCAAUGGAUUGCACUGAAUGCACUUAAUGAACCUAUUGAAGACGUGAAAUACGCAGUUAAAGAUAUUACUGAAGGAGUGGAAUAUGAGUUCAGGGUUUCAGCAAUCAAUGAGUCAGGAUCAGGGGAUCCAAGCCCUCCCUCUGCAAUGGUGUGUGCAAAGAAUCCCAACAUGAGACCUUGUUUUAAAGACCCAGAGGACUUCAUUGUUAUCAGAGCAGGAAAUUCUGUACGCGUCAAAAUUUGCUAUGAGGCUGAACCUCCACCUCAGAUCACUUGGCUGAAGGAUGAUGAGCCAAUAUCUCCAUGGAUUCAAAUCAUCAAUACAGAGGGAAUGUCUCAGCUUGUUAUUCCCUCAUCAAAGCGCUCAGAUUCAGCCAUUUACACUAUCAAAGCCAAAAACUCUGUUGGUGAGGCUUUCUUCGAUGUUGAGGUUAGAGUCACAGAUGAACCCAAGACUCCAGGGCCAGUUGAGCUGGAGCAAACAGUCCAGGGAAAAGUGGUAGUGUCAUGGGCUCCGUCGCCAGACCAGGAGCUCGAUGACCGGCUGUACUACAUGGUGUCUCAACACGACUCCAACACCAGAGUGUGGAAGACAGUAGCAGACCACAUCUCCACUAACACAUACACAGCCAACAACAUCCUUUCUGGGACUGAGUACCAUUUCAGGAUCUAUGCCAAGAAUGACGUGGGCCUCUCAGAUCCAUCUCAGUCACCUAAAUGGGGCGUGAACAGUAACAGAGUUCCAGUAACCUCAAAUGGAGUUAAUUCAAUGGAUGUCUGCUUUGAGAGGCCUCCAUCCAUCUUGGUCCCUCUGAAAGUCCACACCCCACCUAAAGGUUACCAACUCUACAUGACAUGUGCUGUCCGAGGAUGCCCAACACCCAGUGUAUCCUGGUACCUGAAUGGCAUCUGCAUCAACUCAGACAACAACUAUUACAUCACCAACUCGUUUGGUGUGUGCUCCAUGUACAUUCUUAGAGUCCAACCAAAGGACGGUGGAGAAUAUAAAGUUGUUGCAGUGAAUUCUCUUGGCAAGGCAGAGUGCUCAACUAAACUUAUUGUAAGAGAUUAAAAUGACAUGAAGCUUUUACAUCUAUUGCUCUGACUGAGACAUUCUGGAAAAAAAUGAAGAGGAAGAUUUUUGCUUUACUGCAUAUCCUGCAUUGAUGGCAUGUGAUUACUCUUUGUGAAUUUCUGGUAAAACCCAUCAAAACUCAUCUAAGUACUAACGUCUUUAAUUUAUUUGAAAUGUGACUGAUUUACAAUUGUUACCCUGCCAUUAGAAAUAAUAACUAUGUAGUACAAGUGAAGUGCAAAACUGUAGCUCAAAGACAGACUGUCUAAUUUUAAAGCUCUUGUAACAAGUAUAAUAAAUUAACAAAUUGACAACUGUGU